Messenger RNA from Apiotrichum porosum, 1056 nucleotides. It is a transcript of the gene ANT1, whose product is annotated as ADP/ATP carrier protein. NCBI's taxonomy places the organism in Eukaryota, Fungi, Basidiomycota, Tremellomycetes, Trichosporonales, Trichosporonaceae. The transcript has 4 exons. The record is from RefSeq and is a predicted model, not a curated record. Bases 1 to 1056 code for a protein of 351 amino acids.
AUGAGCAGCACCAAGCCCCUCACCCCCGUCGGAUCGGCCCUCGCCGGCGCCCUCGGUGCCGUCUUCUCCAACGCCGUCGUCUACCCGCUGGACACGGUCAAGACUCGCCUCCAGGCCCUGCCUUCCAGCGAGCUCAAGGCCGAGACGGGCGCCAACCAGCUCCCUGGUUCUGGCGAGAAGAGGAAGCAGCCCAAGGGCCUGGUCGGCAAGCUGGCCAGGUCGAUCAAGCGUAACCAGAUGCUUGCGAUGCUCAUUCGCAUCGUUCGCACCGAGGGCGUGACUGGCGUGUUCAAGGGAUUCAGCGCGAGCAUGAUCAACACCUUCUCCAUGCAGUUUGCAUACUUCUUCUUCCACACGUGGCUGCGUACUGCAGCCCUCAAGCGCGCCACGGGCCCGCUCUCGACGCCCGCCGAGCUCGGCCUCGGCGCGCUCGCCGGCGCCUUUGCGCAGGUGUUCACCAUCCCCGUCGCUGUCGUCGCCACGCGCCAGCAGCUCUGGAUCCCGCCUCCGGGCGCGACGGGCAAGGCGACGCACGAGCCGAGCCUGUGGGAGACGGCGUCCGAGGUCGUCAGCGAGGGCGGCAUCACGGCCCUCUGGACGGGCCUCAAGCCCGGCCUCGUCCUCACGGUCAACCCGGCCAUUACGUACGGCGUGUUUGAGCGCGCAAAGUCGUGGGUCCUCGCCGGCGCGCGCGAGGGCGGCAAGCUCUCGGUCGCGGAGAGCUUCUGGAUCGGCGUCAUGUCCAAGACCCUCGCCACGGUCGUCACGUACCCGUACAUCUUUGCCAAGGUGCGCCUCCAGGCCAAGAAGGAGGAGCCAGGAGAGACCGGCGCCGAGCACAAGAAGCACGACGGCGCCAUCGACAUUCUCAAGAAUGUCUACAAGGAGCAAGGCUUUGCCGGAUGGUACCAGGGAAUGGGCGCGCAGAUUACAAAGGCCGUCCUCUCGCAGGGCAUCCUCUUCGUGUCCAAGGACCAGUUCGAGGGCCAGGCGCGCGUCAUCAUGGACGCCGCCGACAACUUCCGUGCUUCCCACCCCCUCCUCCAGAAGGCCUAA